AUGUUCUACCGUGGCAUCAACCAGAACUACCUGUACAACCCGGACUCAGGUGACGACCUCAAGAACCUGCUCAAGGAGUUGAGCUUCAAGCCUGUGGCCCAUUCAGUUGAGUACAAGAUGGGCUCCCAACUAAAGUUGCUCUUGACGUUUACAGAUGGUGGCCAGGGACUCUUCAAGCCCAUGAGAUUUUCACGUCAACUGGAGUCAUCGUCAGAAAGUUUUUUCUUCGAGGACAUUGAGCGCCACACGGCAGAGAUAGCAGCGUUUCAUGUGGACAGGGUGCUGGGUCUGCACAGGUCACCACCGGUAGCUGGACGUUGGCUCAAUGUGACGUCAGACGUGCUUAAGGCAGGGGACAGUGACGUCAGCAGACGUGUGUUCCAGUCACCUGAAGGCAACAUGUGCUUCAGUGGGACGUGCCAGAGGUUCUGCCAGGGUCAGUUCGCUGCCUGUGGGAGGCCAGUCCUUCUGGAAGGUUCGGUUUCAGCCUUCCUUCCUUACAACACGGCUAGCAGAAGAAAACGUGAAAAACAUCCGUUCAGACGAUCUUACGUCAAGCAUGUCAAGUGGGAGAUGAAGGAGGAGUUUUGUGAGGCCGACCUCAAGACAAGGGAGGUUUACAAGGGUGGCCGGAAGUUGCUGGACCUGAUGGACAUGGCCAUCUUUGAUUUCAUCAUUGGUAACCUUGACCGACAUCACUACGAGAGGUUUGAGGAGUUCGGCGAGAAGGGCUUCGUGCUUUAUUACGAUCAUGGCAGAGGGUUCGCUCAGUGGCAGCAUGACUGCGCCGCCUGCAAGACGCCCAUCAAACAGUGCUGCCUCAUCCGCUUGACCACUCUGGCCAAACUGGUCAAGCUCUACCAGGGCCCGGACAGCCUGAGUCACGUGAUGAGGACCUCCAUGAGGUCGGACCCCCUGUCGCCCAUACUUGGCGAGACGCACCUGGACGCCCUGGACAGGAGGGUGGGGGUUUUGUUGAGGCUGGUGGCGGGGUGCGUCGAGAGGGCGGGGAACUUCCACACGGUCAUCGUUGAUGACAGGCACAGGUAGCCAGGUGAUGACUGGAGGCCUCAGAUCUUGGGCAGAUCUUGGACAGA
Physella acuta is the source of this 1097-nucleotide messenger RNA. RefSeq names its product extracellular serine/threonine protein CG31145. Gene Ontology annotation, biological process: protein phosphorylation. Gene Ontology annotation, cellular component: Golgi apparatus. Gene Ontology annotation, molecular function: phosphotransferase activity, alcohol group as acceptor. The record is from RefSeq and is a predicted model, not a curated record. NCBI's taxonomy places the organism in Eukaryota, Metazoa, Mollusca, Gastropoda, Physidae.